Penicillium canariense is the source of this 786-nucleotide messenger RNA. RefSeq lists its product as uncharacterized. The record is from RefSeq and is a predicted model, not a curated record. NCBI's taxonomy places the organism in Eukaryota, Fungi, Ascomycota, Eurotiomycetes, Eurotiales, Aspergillaceae. The transcript has 4 exons. Gene Ontology annotation, cellular component: EMC complex. The coding region runs from base 1 to 786 and encodes 261 amino acids.
AUGAAGAAGCUGCCCCGGCAUCUCCACUAUGCCAUUCCUCCUGGCCCUCCUCUGGCUCUGCCAGCUGGCCACCGCCUCCUCCCCACCAUCUCCAUCCCUCCCUCCACCCUCCUUCCCAACCCUCAUGUGCUCCCCGCAACCACGCAUGCAACUCUCACCACCCUCCCCUCAUCCGGCACCGACCACGUGCUGACCACUUCGCUCACCCGCGCCGGGACCCUGAUCUUCCACAGCCUUCCUGCCGGCCACCCGGAAUCCUACCUGCUCGAUAUCCGCGCCGGCGAGUACGUGUUUGCCCCCUACCGCGUCGAUGUCGCCGCCGACGGGUCCGUCCUCGGCAUCUGGGAGACUUUCCGCGGCAAUCCCUGGGAUAAUCGCGGCGCGGAGAAAUAUGUCGUCGAUGUCGCCGGCAAGAAGCGCGCGGAUGUUGUGGUGGAGGCCAGGGCCCUCGGCCGCAAGGGUUUCUAUGAGGAACGCGCCAAGUUCUCGCUGAUGAGCCUCGCCAAGAACCCCAUGAUCCUCCUGGCCAUUGCGGCCCUCGGCCUCACGCUGGGCAUGCCCAAGCUCAUGGAAAGCAUGGAUCCCGAAAUGCGCGCAGAAUUCGAGCAGCACUCCCGGUCUUCCCCCCUCACCGGUGCCACCAACAGCGCCAUGACCGGCGGUGGAUUCGACCUGGCCGGAUGGAUGGCUGGCACCGCGCCCAGCCCCAUGGCCAAUGCGGAGGGGGCUCGCGAAGGCGCCACUGGCCGGGAGGCUGCUGCUGGCUCGGCGCGGAAACGUGGCUAA